Molecule: messenger RNA, 921 nt
Organism: Ostreococcus lucimarinus CCE9901
Lineage: Eukaryota; Viridiplantae; Chlorophyta; Mamiellophyceae; Mamiellales; Bathycoccaceae
Exons: 1
Coding region: 1-921 (306 amino acids)
Source: RefSeq, a predicted model, not a curated record
AUGUUUUACUACCUCGCCUGGCGCUCGCUCGAGGCGAUCGCGCGGUGCUGGCGGGCGACGCGCGACGCGUUCGGGUUCGAGCCGGUCGGCGCGGCGGCGACGCUGGGCGUCGUUUUCGUCGAGCGCGUCGCGCGACGCGCGCCGGGCGCGAUCGGGGACGCCGCGCGCGUCGUUUCGAGCGCCGCGAUGUGCGCGCGCGGGCGCGGGCGCGGCGGCGCCGCGGAGAGGCUUCGGGACGCGGCGCUCGCGACGUGCUCGCACGAGAGCGACUUCGCGGUGGCGUGCUUCGCGGGAUCGAUGUUCGCUAAGAUGGCGGAGACGGAGCGGCGAGUGCGGGAAGCGGUCGGGACGCGCGCGAGCGCGCCGGCGACGGUGGCGUUCGCGCUGGCGCUGGGAAUGGCGACGAACGCGGCGGCGGCGGCGAGCGCGCGCGCGCUCGGAUACGGCGACGCGUGCUGGCGCGGCGCGGGGGGGCUCGUGUUCGCGCUGAAGACGUAUCGGGCGAGGGUCGAUUACGCGAGAGGAUAUCGCGGACGGGUGAGCUUUUUUGGAUUCAUCGACGUGCCGGCGGAGACGGCGAGCGUGGCGGAGAUUGUCAUUUUGGCGUUGAUGGAUUCGUCGCCGACGGCGUUGAAUCUGUACGGCGCGGGCGCCGCCGUGGGAUUCAUGGUGGCCUCGUUUGAGCGAGAAACGAUGCGCGGCUUAGCGUGCGCGACGAGAGGCGUGAAAAAAUUGCUCGGCGUAGCGCUGGGACCGAGCGUUCGCGUCGGCUCGCGCGUCGUGUUGGCGCGCAUGCGCAACGCGUCGCUCAACGGCAAUUGGGGAAUCGUCGUCGAGACGCGCGGGGAUCAGGUGACGGUGUCUCUGGACGUCGACGGGCGAAACAUCACGGCUUUACGAGAUAACCUAAUCGUCGUCUAA